Molecule: messenger RNA, 1724 nt
Organism: Alligator sinensis (Chinese alligator)
Lineage: Eukaryota; Metazoa; Chordata; Crocodylia; Alligatoridae
Gene: CRISPLD1
Product: cysteine rich secretory protein LCCL domain containing 1
Exons: 14
Coding region: 55-1596 (513 amino acids)
Cellular component (GO): extracellular region
Source: RefSeq, a predicted model, not a curated record
GGAAGAAAAACUUUGUCUUGGAGUUAACUCCUGGGAAUUUUGAGGUCAUUCAUCAUGAAGUGUGUAGCACAGGAAUGGCCCAGAGUAACUGCCUUGCUAUUCAUAGCUCAAACAGUUUCUGCAAUAGUCCUUCCCAAUGCCACGUUAUUAGAUAAACUUUUGGAAAAGUACAUGGAUGAGGAUGGUGAGUGGUGGAUCGCCAAGCAAAGAGGAAAAAGGGCUAUCACAGACAGUGAUAUGCAAAGUAUCUUGGAUCUUCAUAAUAAAUUACGGGGUCAGGUGUAUCCCCCAGCUUCCAAUAUGGAAUAUAUGUCAUGGGAUGUAGAGCUGGAGAGAUCUGCAGAAUCCUGGGCGGAAACUUGUCUGUGGGAACAUGGACCUGCGAGCCUUCUUCCAUCAAUUGGACAGAAUUUGGGGGCACACUGGGGAAGGUAUAGGCCUCUGACAUUUCAUGUCCAAGCAUGGUAUGAUGAAGUGAGAGACUUUACCUACCCUUAUCCUCAUGAAUGCAACCCAUAUUGUCCUUUUAGGUGUUCUGGUCCUGUUUGUACUCAUUAUACACAGGUGGUAUGGGCCACAAGUAGCAGAAUAGGUUGUGCUAUUAACUUGUGCCAUAACAUGAACAUCUGGGGACAGAUUUGGCCGAAAGCAGUCUACCUAGUGUGCAAUUAUUCUCCUAAGGGCAACUGGUGGGGUCAUGCUCCUUAUAAGCAUGGUCACCCCUGUUCUGCAUGUCCACCUAGUUUUGGAGGAGGCUGCAGAGAAAAUCUUUGCUACAGAGAAGGUUCAGACAGACACUACUCUCCACAUGAACCAGAGGAGGAAACCAAUGAGAUUGAACGGCAGCGAUCCAAAGUGCAAGAAACAACCUCACAAAGUCGAUCAAGAACCCAUUCCCCUUCAGGCUCUAUGAGGAUUGAUGACACUGAGAAAAAUGAAGUAAUAAGCACACAGCAAAUGUCCCAGAUUGUUUCAUGUGAAGUAAGGUUAAGAGACCAAUGCAAAGGAACAACUUGCAAUAGGUAUGAAUGUCCUGCUGGCUGUUUGGACAGUAAAGCCAAAGUUAUUGGAAGUGUACAUUAUGAAAUGCAAUCCAGUAUUUGUCGAGCUGCUAUACAUUAUGGUAUUCUGGACAACGAUGGUGGCUGGGUAGAUGUCACCAGGCAAGGAAGAAAAAAUUAUUUCAUCAAAUCUUAUAGAAAUGGUGUUCAGUCAAUUGGGAAAUACCAGUCUGCUAAUUCCUUCACAGUCUCUAAAGUAGCAGUUCAAGCUAUCACCUGUGAAACAACAGUAGAACAGAUGUGUCCAUUCCAAAAACCAGCCUCACACUGCCCAAGGGUGUAUUGCCCUCCCAACUGUAUGCAGGCAAAUCCACACUAUGCUCGUGUCAUUGGAACACGAAUUUAUUCUGAUAUGUCUAGUAUCUGCCGGACAGCAGUACAUGCUGGAGUGGUUCCCAACCAAGGAGGCUAUGUUGAUGUUAUGCCAGUAGACAAAAGGAAGAUGUACAUUGCCUCCUUUCAGAAUGGAAUAUUUUCAGAAAGUUUGCAGAAUCCUCCAGGAGGCAAGGCUUUCAGAAUAUUUGCUGUUGUUUGAGUCCAGUGAGAGAGAAAUCCAGACUAAAACCAGAGCACUUGGAAGAGAUUAAAGAUUACUUUGUGUACUUUCUAAAGUUUGUAUAAAGCUGUAACUUUAUUGUACAGAAGAUAUCAAAUAUUAUCUGC